CCAACCCGAAACAGAAACCAAACCCCUUGAUUCUUCCUAUUUCUUCUUGCCCAAAUCUUUUGCAUUGCACGGCAACCCUCUCUCUAUCUCCUUCACGUCAUCGGAGACGGUUCAGGAUCUAGGGUUCCACCACCUUCUGCCGUCGUACAAUCGGUUGGUCAAGCGCAGAUUAAAGCAUAAAGGGCAGUAUUGUAGGGAUUGAAGUGCUAUUUGACAGCAAACUGACCGAAAAAUGAGUUAUUCGUCUGAUGAUGAGAAACCCUUGAUUUUUAGAAGGAGUGUAAAACCUGAUAAAGCAAAGGGUUCUUCCCAGCCUCCUAAACCGUCUCCUAAACCAAGCAAUGAUUCAGAUUCUGAAGAUGAUAAACCAUUAAGUUCAAAAAUUUCAACUGUAUCUAAGGGAAACACUAACGCUAAUCAUGCCAAAAAUGGGUCCCACAAGAGUGUAUCUGCAGCUCCUAAACCACAAAUAAAAGACGAAGACUCUGAUGAUGAAAAACCAUUAUCUUCAAAAUUUAUAUCUAAACCAAAUGUGGGAUCAGCAAACAAAGUUCAUCAAAAUGGUUCUGCAUCAAGAGAUAAUCAAUCGAAGAAUAUCAGCGUGAAUAAGCGACCACUAGGUGAAGAAAAAUCUUCAGGUCAAUCAUCCGUCAAAAAGCCAAAGCUUUCGGAUUCUUCAACACCUGUCAACCGCAAGCCGGUGAAUUUGAAAGCAGAAACCAAGUCAGACGAUGAUGAUGAUCUUCCCAUAGCACAAAGAAUAAAGAAUCAAGCUUCAUCAAGUAGUAAACCAUCAUCUUCAAAACAAAAAGUGAUAAAAAAGAACUCCUCAUCUUUAAACCAAACCAACAAGAAGUCAAAGAAGGUGGUCAAAGAGUCAAAGUAUUCAAAGCCAUCAAAAGUCCCACCUGGCUCUGGUGAAGGGCAGAAAUGGACUAGUUUGGUUCAUAGUGGUGUAAUAUUCCCACCUGCAUACAAGCCUCAUGGUGUUAAGAUGCUUUACAAAGGGAAGCCUGUUGAUUUGACUCCUGAACAAGAGGAGGUUGCAACGAUGUUUGCGGUUAUGUUAGAUACAGAUUAUAUGACUAAACCUAAGUUUAAAGAGAAUUUCUGGGAGGAUUGGCAAAAGAUUCUGGGGAAAAAACACAUGAUCCAGAAUUUGGAUGAUUGUGAUUUUAAACCAAUUUAUGAGUGGCAUCAGAGCGAAAAAGAGAAGAAGAAGCAAAUGACUACAGAAGAGAAGAAGGCAUUGAAAGAGGAGAAGAUGAAGCUAGAGGACAAGUAUAUGUGGGCAGUUGUUGAUGGUGUCAAAGAAAAGGUUGGAAAUUUCCGAGUUGAACCACCUGGGCUAUUUCGAGGCCGUGGUGAACAUCCAAAGAUGGGAAAGCUGAAAAAACGUAUCUUUCCAAGCGAUAUUACCAUAAACAUUGGAAAGGAUGCUCCAAUCCCAGAAUGUCCAAUUCCUGGUGACAGCUGGAAAGAAAUCCGGCAUGAUAAUACCGUUACAUGGUUAGCUUAUUGGUUAGAUCCUAUCAAUAACAAGGAGUUCAAAUAUGUGUUUCUAGCUGCUAGCAGUUCCUUAAAGGGUCAAAGUGACAAGGAAAAAUAUGAAAAAGCCAGGUUGUUAAAGGGCUACAUACAAGGCAUUAGAAAUGCUUACACUAAAGAUUUUGGAAAUAAGGAUGUGACAAAGAGACAAGUAGCGGUUGCUACGUAUCUCAUUGAUAAACUAGCACUCAGGGCAGGAAAUGAGAAGGAUGAUGAUGAAGCCGAUACAGUUGGUUGCUGUACUUUGAAGGUGGAAAAUGUCGAGCCAAGUCCUCCAAAUAUCUUAAAGUUUGACUUUCUUGGUAAAGAUUCUAUAAGAUACCAAAACGAGGUUGAAGUAGAGCUUCCCGUCUUCAAAGCCAUUCAACAGUUCCGAACAGGGAAAGCGGGGGGUGAUGAUCUUUUUGAUAAGCUGGAUACAAGUAAAUUGAAUGCUCAUCUAAAGGAACUUAUGCCUGGCCUUACAGCAAAAGUUUUCCGUACAUAUAAUGCAUCCAUCACAUUAGAUGAUAUGCUAAGUAGGGAAACAAAGGGUAGAGAAGUCGCUGAAAAUUUAGUCGUUUACCAACAUGCAAACAAGGAGGUCGCUAUCAUAUGUAACCAUCAACGUACUGUUUCAAAGUCUCAUAGUGCACAAAUGACAAGAUUAAAUGACAAGAUAGAUGAGUUAAAGGAUGUUAUAAAAGAACUGGAAACUGAUUUGGCUCGCGCAAAGAAAGGGAAGCCGCCGUUGAAAACCUCCGAUGGAAAAACAAAGAGAAACUUGAACCCCGAAGCGCUAGAGAAAAAAAUAGCUCAGACUAAAGCAAAAAUUGAGAAAAUGGAACGCGAUAAAGAGACCAAGGAAGAUUUAAAAACGGUAGCAUUGGGCACUUCGAGAAUCAACUACCUCGACCCUAGGAUAACCGUUGCGUGGUGCAAGAGACAUGAAGUUCCCAUUGAGAAGAUUUUUAACAAGUCUCUAUUGGCAAAGUUUGCUUGGUCAAUGGAUGUGGAUCCUAGUUUCAGAUUCUGAUUUUGAUGGUUGUUGAAGCGGGCCCGCAACUUAUAAACUGACAAAAGAGGCCGGGAAAAAGGAUAUCCGACCUUUCUUACAUCUUUUUCGUUUCUAAUUUAGCGACUGUCAGAUGAUAUAUGCUGUUGUAUGAAGCUUGUUAAGUGAACUGGUACUGGUGAUGAGCUGCUUUAUUUAUUGACUGUUUUCUGGUUGUCACAAAAACUAACCGGGGCAACUUUCUUUAACCAGAGUUUCUGAUUACUACA
Molecule: messenger RNA, 2811 nt
Organism: Helianthus annuus (common sunflower)
Lineage: Eukaryota; Viridiplantae; Streptophyta; Magnoliopsida; Asterales; Asteraceae
Product: DNA topoisomerase 1 alpha
Exons: 16
Coding region: 233-2563 (776 amino acids)
Biological process (GO): DNA topological change; DNA replication; chromosome segregation
Cellular component (GO): chromosome; nucleolus
Molecular function (GO): DNA binding; DNA topoisomerase type I (single strand cut, ATP-independent) activity
Source: RefSeq, a predicted model, not a curated record